AAAUAUAAUAAUAAUAUAAAAUAAUAAUAAAAAAAUAAUAAAUAAUAAAUAAAAAAAUAUACAAAUUACAAUGGAACCGAUUCCUUUAAUUAUAAUGUUCGCUGUAGCGAUCGGUUUUAUUCCAUUUGUAAGCAUUGACAAAUUAUUCAAAAUAAUCGAAAAGAAGGAUUCUAUAUUUUCUUCAAUAAAUAUUCCUAAGUUAAAUCGAGCAUACGAUUUCAUCGUUGUUGGUGGUGGAAGUGCAGGAGCAGUAGUUGCGUCAAGAUUGUCUGAGGUAUCCAAUUGGAGUGUAUUGUUAUUGGAAGUUGGUGGUAAUGAAAACGAGAUUACAGACGUUCCAAGUUUUCAUGAAGACCUGCAUUUAACAGAAAUAGAUUGGCAAUAUAAAACUAUUCCGUCAAAUUCAUCGGCAUAUUGUCUAGCGAUUGAAAAAGGCGAAUGUAAUUGGCCACGUGGAAAAGUUCUCGGUGGUAGCAGCGUAAUCAAUGGCAUGGUCUAUGUGCGUGGAAAUAGAAAAGUUUACGACGGUUGGGCAGAACUGGGUAACACUGGCUGGAGUUAUGACGAAGUUCUUCCUUAUUUUCUCAAAUCAGAAGAUAUUAGGAUUCCUUCUUUAAAGAACUCACCUUAUCACAAAACAGGUGGUUACUUGACUGUAGACGAAUUUCGAUAUAAGUCGCCACUUUUAGAUUCUAUUGUACAAGGUGGUGAAGAACUAGGUUACAAAAAUCAUGAUAUUAAUGGUGAAAAUCAAACUGGCUUUAUGCUCACGCCGGGUACGGUUCGCGAUGGGAAACGUUGUUCGACUGCUAAAGCUUUUUUAAGACCGGCACAGAACAGAUCUAAUUUACACAUAGCUUUAAAAGCUCAAGUAUUAAAGAUACUUGUUAAUGACAGAAAACGUGUUACGGGAGUACAGUUUAUUCGUGAUGGAUUGGAACAAACAGUUAUGGCAAGAAAAGAGGUAAUAUUAUCGGCUGGGGCAAUCAAUUCACCUCAAUUGUUAAUGCUGUCAGGAAUAGGACCAAAAGAACAUCUCAAAGAACACGAUAUACCGGUAAUAUCUGAUCUUCGUGUAGGUGACAAUCUUCAGGAUCAUGUUAGCACUGUCGGAUUGUUUUUAAGAUUAAACGAAUCUAUUAGUUUAGAAAAUAAACAAUUAACAACAUUAACAUCAUAUUUAAAUUACAUGUUAUACAAAAACGGUUAUUUUACUGCUGGAGUCAAUGCAAUUGGUUUCGUUAAUACUAAAUACGCUGAUCCCUCUGAUUAUCCAGAUCUUCAGUUUCACAUUAUGUUAUCAAAACCAAAUGGUUUUAAUAAAUAUACCAAAAAUAAUGUAGGAUUUAAAGAUACCGUUUACGAAACCCUACAGAAAGUGAUAGAGAAUACUGAAAAUUUGUUGGUAUUUCCAACUUUAAUAAAACCAAAAAGUACCGGUUGGAUUCGUUUAAAAACGAAAGAUCCUUUUACUCAUCCCGUAAUUAAUCCAAAUUAUUUCGCUCAUAAGGAUGAUAUUAAUGUUAUCAUCGAAGGCAUAAAUAUUCUAUUAUCUUUGUCAAAUACAAGUGCAGUUAAAAAUUCCGGUUUAGAAUUGUAUUCCAAAGAAUUGCCUGGUUGUCAAGAAUUUCUUUUUAAUACGAACGAUUAUUGGGAAUGUCUUAUAAGACAUUACACUUUUACAUUAUAUCAUCCAAUUGGAACUUGUAAAAUGGGACCAAAAACAGAUUCUACAGCUGUCGUAGAUCCAAGAUUAAGAGUUUAUGGUGUAAAGGGUUUAAGAGUCAUUGAUGCAUCUAUAAUGCCUUUCAUUAUUAAUGGUAAUACUAAUGCACCCACUAUCAUGAUUGCCGAAAAAGGUAGCGAUAUGAUAAAAGAGGAUUGGAAAAAAAUAUAAAAAUACAUUAAUUUUGUAAAUUAUUUUAUCACACAAGUGAGAAUUAUUAUUUAUUAUUAAAUAAAUAUAUAAUUUAUUAUAUUAAGUUUCGGUUAUAUAAUCUGUAAAAUGUGUUUUUGAAUUGAUAAUGUUCAGAGUACC
Molecule: messenger RNA, 2038 nt
Organism: Polistes dominula (European paper wasp)
Lineage: Eukaryota; Metazoa; Arthropoda; Insecta; Hymenoptera; Vespidae
Product: glucose dehydrogenase [FAD, quinone]
Molecular function (GO): flavin adenine dinucleotide binding; oxidoreductase activity, acting on CH-OH group of donors
Source: RefSeq, a predicted model, not a curated record